Molecule: messenger RNA, 4283 nt
Organism: Heterotrigona itama
Lineage: Eukaryota; Metazoa; Arthropoda; Insecta; Hymenoptera; Apidae
Source: the annotation of a GenBank genome assembly
AUGGUUGUGACAGUUAAUAGAAAAGAAACAGUAUAUGCCCAUAUGCAAAUCGUUACAAAGGCAAAACCAACAAGUAAUAAAAUAGAAUCUGAUACUAAUAGUCGGUCAAAUAAUGUACUUUUUAGACCCAAUUGCAUUCCCUUCACACAAAAUUUUCCAUAAGAUAAAUCACUAGUACUCAGUCCUUUAUAAAAAUCUAGAGUUGCUGAGCUUGUAGCAAUUGGCAAAAACAACAUUGCAUAUUUCAAUGUUGAGUUUAGUUUAUUUUGAGAAUCUUGCUUCUGUAACAGUAUGAAAACUUUUAUUAACAAAGAGUACACUAUAUAUAAAGAAUAUUAUAGAAAUUAAUUUUCUUACAUGAUUUGAAAUAAAAUCAAUAUCUAAUAAGUAAUGCAGCAAAUGAUAAGCUGCAUUGUGUGUGUAGCAUUCACUUGGAACAUGUUUUUGACAAUUUAAGUCUUCUUCACAAUUUGAUGUCAAAUGACCAUUUUGAUAAUAAUAAACACAUCUUUUCAAAAGAGUUUCUACACGACUAAGAUCAUUUUCUGUUACACCUAAACAAGAACUUCGAUUAGAUAAAAAUGCAACAUAAUUCGCUGGUGACCAACUUCUGCAACACUUUUGUCCUAUAUUAUUAUGUUCUAUUUGCGUUUGACAUAAGGAAGGAAAAUGUGUAUUUGAUCUCAAUUCUGCAUCAAUAUAACAUUGUGCUAAUAUUCCUUCCAUUGACCAUAAGUUUGCAUCUUUAGAAUUUUUACCAAUAACCACACGUGCAUAACCAGGUAAUGGUAAAUUACAAAAGAAAUUCUCAUUUUCAAUAUAAUCUUGGCUUUUAUUUUUAUUUUUUAAUUCUAUUAAUUCUUCCCAUUUAUCUUUAAUUUCAACUUUAUCUAUUUCUUCUUUUGUAUUAAUUAUUUGUUUCUGAUAUUUCUUCCUUCCUUUUUUCUUAUUCUUAGAUUUUCUUCUGACAAUUAAGUUCUGGAAUAUUAUAAUGUUAGUUUGUAAAUUCCACAAAUUAUAUUUUACAUGCAAUAUUUUAAGUAACUUAUAUAUAAUUCAAAUAAAUUAAAAUAAUAUAUCACAUAAAUUUUGAUAAAAAUACCUGUUGCAUAUGAUGGUAAUGUUCCAAAGGAUUAUCAAUUAGCUGUCCGCUUGGCUUAUUUGAUUCCAAUAAGUUUUGCCAAGCAAUAAGCCGUUGAGCUAAUAUUGUUCCUCUUGCUUCAAAACCCUUGAUAAAAAUGAAAUAUAGAUUAAUAAAACAUGAUAUAUAAGUUAUCUUUAUAUUUUGAUUAUGUACUUACUAAUUGAGGAUCAGAGAAAUCUGGAAACUUUUUAAUAGCUAAGGGAACAAUCAAGCAUGUUGAAGAAAAAAUAAGUAUUGUCAUUAGAAUGGUAUAAGGAUGAUGAGCUAUUACUCGAGAAAUCCACCACACUUCCAUUUUGACAAUUAUAUCUUUUUUCACUUAAGUCAUAUUUAAUAAUAAGUUGUUGUAACAUAUAAUAUAAAAAGCAAUAUUGUCUUAAUUCUUCUCUAAAUUACACCAUAUCAUAGCGUCAUUUUCUAGGCAAUUUUUAAGUUGAAAAAAUUCACAAUAAAAAUCAUAUUUUGCAGCAUAAUAUGUAUUAGCUAAAGUUGUGUUUUAACGCGUAUAGUUUAACAAUAGACCACUGGAUAAAAUAUAUACUAUAAACAAUUUUUAUUUAAGGUUUCAUAUAUUUUUAUGCUUUUUUUUAAUUGUUUUUUUUUAAUUGUUCUCCAUUAAAUUUGUAAUACAUACUUUCGCAUAGUUAUUUUAUCUACUGUUUCAAAACUUAUACAUAUUAAUAAACAUAAAUAUUAAAAGAGUAAAGUUAUAGCCACUAUUUAUGUAGGAACCUUCACGAAAUACAAACGUAAUUUUAUGUGAAACAUUGAAACAUGGUUAGUCAAUUUAAAAAGCAACAUGGACUUCCCACUUUAAGGGGUGGCACGUGUUUACAUCGCAACAACAAAUGGGAUGAUCCAUAGCUAUGACGAAUAGAUAUAUACACAUAUGUAGAUUUUAUAGAGUGUAAAAUAAAAUAUUAUAGUUUAUAAAAAAAGAUAUCAUUCCUUGUUUUCAAUAUAGUAUUAAAAUAUCGUUUUUUUAAAUUUAAGUUAAAAUUAGUUUUACUUUUAUAAAAAAUCUUUUAUAAAAAUUCUAAAAAGUGAUAGAAACAAAUAAAUAAAUUUUCUUAUUUCUAUAUUCACAUUUAAUUAAAUAAUACAAAAGUAUUAGAUAAGGACCGCUAUGUACAGUGUUUUAAAAUUUGUACUGUACAUUCAUAAAAAUUUAUGCCUUAUAAUUUUGGAAUAGUUGCAGUUUUAAAUUAUGAUAAUAUAGUAUCUUUUUGUACUUAAUAGUGUUUUUAUAUUUUAUAUUGGUAUUUCUCAAAGUUACACGUGAUGACAGCCUAUUCGUGUUUUCUAAAGUAUUUGAUAUUGUGGAUGUGGUGUAUAUGACAAUUAAUGUAUACAUGUGUAUAUACUUAUUAUAAUACACGUGUUUCUUUCAUCAUUACAAAAAAAAAUAAAUUGAAUAAUAUUAAAUAGAGUAUAAAUACAAUGUAGGUAUAAACUAAAUAUUUAUAAUUCCUUUUCUUUGUAAAUUAUUUUUAAUACAAUGUAUUAAUACUUAUCUUUAUUAUAGAUGAAAAUUCUAAUAGUAAUAUUUUCUCUGUUAUUUACAAAUUGUUUUAUAAAAGCUGCGGAAAUUGAUAUUAAGCUUUUAAAAUGUUUAGGUAAGUAAAAUGAGUAUUGAGUAAUAAGUUGUAAUUAUUUAUCUUGAAUAUGAAAAACAAUUAUAAUAAAUUAAUAUUAAUAAUAUAUAGUUUGUAGAUCAACAAUAAAAGAAAUUGAAGAAGAAUUGGCAAAAAUUGAUCCUUCAAAAAAAAUUGAGAUAGGAAAUUAUAGAUUAGAUGCACAAGGAAAUGUUAUUCAUAAAAAGCACUUGUAUUUAAAGAUUCCACUUGCACAAUCUGAGGUGCACAUAUCUGACAUCCUAGAUAAUAUUUGUGAAAAGAUGUCAGACUAUGUAAGAGCAACAUAUAAAUCAAAUGGUCAAUUAACAAUCUUAAAUUUACUUAGUCCGUCUGGCGGUAUGAAUCCUGAAAUGAGCAAAGUUGAUAUUAUUCAGGACAAUGACCUAAAUAAAAGCUUAAAAUAUUAUUGUGAAGGAAUAGUGGAAGAAUUUGAAGACUCUAUGAUUUCAUUGUUUGCUCAUAAAGAAAAUAAUAUUAAAGAAAAAUUGUGCAUAAAUGUUUCAAAGCUAUGUAGUUCCACAGAUUUGAAUGAAAAUAAUGAAGAAAUUGAUGAAAAUCAACCGUUAUUUGGUUUCAUCGAUGCAUUGGUAGAGAGCGCUAUGAUCGACGAAUCAUAUAGCGUGGAAUUGGUACUUCUAAGAAGUUAUUGUAUGGUUUACGGUCUUUAUACCCAGGUUUCUGUGCGCGCUUGUUUCGUCUUCGUUCGUCGCCAUCAUUACGAGGACGAAAGAGGUUGGUUUUACUCAUUUUUGUGUGGCGGUGUCAUUAUUCGAAAGUCAGCACAAAUGAAGAUGGUUGAUAAAAUAGACAUGAGUCUCGAUGAUAUUAUCAAGCAAAACAAAGGGACUAGACCUCGCGGCGGCAGUGGUAGACGUGGAAGAGGUGCCGGUAACACACCUCGUAGAGGAGCACGCAGAACGCAAAGAGUUGGUGGUGGCGUCAUGCGGGGACGCAAUCGUGGUGGCAUUACAAGAAAUUCUCUUCCGUAUACAAGGGGCGAUGUAAACAGUGCUUGGAAACACGACAUGUUCGAUGGAGUAAAAAAGGUUGGCCGAAGUGCAAUAGGUAGUGCAGGAACGACCAAACUUCUCGUAUCAAAUCUUGACUUUGGAGUAUCAGAUUCAGACAUUCAGGAAUUAUUUAGUGAAUUUGGCCCCUUAAAGUCAGCAGCAGUACAUUAUGAUAGGUCAGGUCGAUCAUUAGGCUCUGCAGAUGUUAUAUUUGAAAGAAGAGCAGAUGCUAUUAAAGCAAUGAAACAAUAUAAUGGCGUACCAUUAGAUGGGUUUCAGUAUCACUUAUUAAUCUGGUCUCCAGUUUAUACCUAGCAACAUACAGUUUGAGCAUUUUCUCUUUUAUCCUUCCAUAAAUACUCCAACAUGGGAUGACAUUAAAGAAAAACAAAUUUCAAAGAAGUUAUUGUGAAUUAUGAUUUGCACAACUAUUCACAUCUAUUAUUGCAAUAUGUGGUAUACAUCGGCAGGUCGUGAAAUGAACAUACAAGU